Molecule: messenger RNA, 1065 nt
Organism: Cynara cardunculus var. scolymus (artichoke)
Lineage: Eukaryota; Viridiplantae; Streptophyta; Magnoliopsida; Asterales; Asteraceae
Product: vacuolar protein sorting-associated protein 32 homolog 2-like
Exons: 8
Coding region: 242-832 (196 amino acids)
Biological process (GO): late endosome to vacuole transport via multivesicular body sorting pathway; vesicle budding from membrane
Cellular component (GO): multivesicular body; ESCRT III complex; cytoplasmic side of plasma membrane
Source: RefSeq, a predicted model, not a curated record
CAUCUUCUUCCUCCCAAUCAUUCCAAAACCCCCUUUUUCAUCCUCAUUCCAUCUCGAUUUCUUCACCACAAGUCACAUUGAAGCGUUAACACAUAAUUCAUUCCGAAGAUAAUCUCUCAAACGGGCUGAUUACCAGAGCAGUAGGUUUCAAGAGCAAAGGGUUUACGAUGUUUACUCGAUUGUUUGGCAAACCCAAACAAGAAGCUAACGCGGUCACAACGUUAGACAAGUUAAAUGAGCCAUGCAGACACUUGAAAUGCUAGAGAAGAAAGAGAAGGUACUUCUAAAGAAAGCUGCUGCAGAGGUUGAAAAGGCAAAGGAAUUCACUAGAGCAAAGAAUAAAAGGGCGGCAAUACAAUGUCUAAAGCGAAAGAGACUUUAUGAACAGCAAGUUGAACAACUUGGAAAUUUUCAAUUACGUAUUCAUGAUCAGAUGAUAAUGCUUGAGGGUGCAAAAGCUACCACAGAGACGGUGGAUGCAUUGAGAACUGGAGCUCAAGCAAUGAAGGCCAUGCAGAAGGCAGUGAAUAUUGAUGACGUGGACAAAACAAUGGAUGAAAUAAACGAGCAAACUGAGAACAUGAAACAAAUCCAAGAAGCAUUGUCAGCACCUAUUGGUGCAGCAGCGGAUUUUGAUGAGGAUGAAUUGGAGGCUGAACUUGAAGAAUUAGAAGGAGCUGAGUUGGAGGAACAACUUCUCCAACCUGCCACAACUACCCCUACAACCUCAGUGUAUGCACCUGCCGGCAAACAACCAACACGUCCUGCUCCACGGCAGAACAAAGCCGAGGAAGAUGAACUUGCUGCAUUGCAGGCCGAAAUGGCAUUAUAAACAGUUUCGUCUUCCAAUUGGGAAAAGAUUGUAAAGAUUGAAAUACAAAGAAUGGAGGUAUAUGAUGGUAAGGUGAUCCUGACAUUAAAAUUUCAUUUGGUUUUCUUUGAUCCUUCAUGGCUGGCUUGAUCUGUUGAUUCAUUACCAUCAAUGUGCAUGUGGUCGAUCAUGUUAUGGUCACUAAUUUAUGAACAUAAGAACAUGAUAUGAUAUGGGAUUUUCUUUUCGUGUUC